CAAGAUCAUAAUCACUAAAUAAUAAAAUCAAAAAACCAAUCACUGAAUAGUGCAUAAUAAAACAGAAAUGACAUAAAUUAUUUGUUAUAAUGUGCAAUAGUGUUGUAACACGCUUUUAAUUAAAUUUAAUCUAGUUUCGACGUGAACCGGUUUUUAAAAUAUUUGUAAGCCCCGACGGAAUUAUGGAAAGUUCAACAGAUAAGUCAGCACCAAAUAAUGUUUCGGACAAGCACAAAGACCGAUCUUCUAAUGAUAAUCAAAACAACAAAAAAACCAAUAAAGAAAUAAGAGAAGAAUAUUUCAACCAAUUACGGUGUUGGUUGGCUACCGUAAACAGUUAUCAAUGUUUUUAUAAUGAACUACAACAAAAGUCACUUCAAAGUUAUUACCAACAAGUUCCGAAUAAUACCACCGAGGUUCCUAAAGAUAAUACGCCAAACACUGUGCCCGAGGUUGUACCUGAAACACAGACAACUGAACCAAAUCAUUUUGCUGGUAUCCGGUGUCAAAUACCCUCAUUAUGGAAGCGUUUUGGAGCUGAGUUCAUCGAUUUUAUACUGCUAAGUAUCAUCAAGUUUGUGAUUGCAUACUUUGUUGUAGAUUCAUUUUUUGACAUUGAUUUUGGCAAGUAUAACAGUAUUUUUCUGCAAGAUGAUUUUAAUGUGGAUUACUCUACAGCUGUAGAAAUGACAUCUGAAUUAUUUUUCUUAGAAGUUACUCACCGAGUGAUAGUCUGUGUAUAUGAAGUAUAUUGGCUACAAGGUGGAACAUUAUUUCAAGGUGGAGCCACAGUUGGUAAAAUUAUGUUAGAUCUCGCUGUGGUUCGAGCUGAUAAAUUAUAUAAUAUAAGAGGCCAGCCCAAUGAAGUGAUUGCUCUGACUCCUGGUGGUGAUCUUGGUUGGAAACGUGCUACACUUCGUUCAAUCACUAAAAACUUGUUCUUUGCAUUCUUGUUUCCGUUACCUUUUAUCACAGCAGCAGCUAAUCAAAACAGAUGUGCUUAUGAUGUCUUGUGUGGAUCAAUGGUAGUUGAAGUUAUACAACCACUUAGAUGUGAUCAGUCUGAACUCAUUCCUAUUACAUAGUUUUAAAUAAAUAAUAAUAUGUAUACAUCAGAAAAGUACACUCUAACCUAUUUUUAGUUAGUAUGUUAUUUAAUCAUAAUAAGGAAUAUUAUAUUUCGAAAUGAAAAGUUUAUUGUCUUGAUUUGGGAAUAACAUUGAACAUUUUGAAUUAAA
Molecule: messenger RNA, 1238 nt
Organism: Sipha flava (yellow sugarcane aphid)
Lineage: Eukaryota; Metazoa; Arthropoda; Insecta; Hemiptera; Aphididae
Exons: 4
Coding region: 183-1085 (300 amino acids)
Source: RefSeq, a predicted model, not a curated record